AUGCGUGCCUUCAAGAUAGCCAUCGGUUUAGUGUCCUUCUCAUUAUUGUUGAUUCUCUGCAGUCAAUGGAUCCCUCAGACCCUCCCUCAAUACUUCUCCGACCUAACUGGCACAACACAAUCCCAGAGUCAUAACCCCCAGUCUAGCCAGGACAUGAUGGACGAUAGCAGCAACGACGACGAAACAGAGAAAUCAACCGAGAAAUAUGUGACCUAUCUGCCACACUCUGGAUUCCACAACCAACGCAUUGCGCUUAUCAAUGCAAUGGUCAUCGCAAAGUCACUCAACCGUACCUUAAUUAUGCCCGAGCUAAACAUGGGCCACGCAAACUACUGGCUCCCAGGCAAAGCACUGGCUCUCCAAUUUGACGAUUGUUCUCGCAAGAUCUUCAAGGGUCCUCAUCGGGUGUCUCUCAAUGGCUGUUAUGCUUUCAGAAGCUACAACCCCUGGUCGGUCUCGAGCAUCCUCGAUCUGUCGGCCGUAAAUGAUCAAGGCAUCAGAUAUGUCGAGCGCAACGACAUGAGUCUUGAUUUCUUUGAAAAGAACUUUGGGCUGACCAAGGACGACACCUACUACGUCCAAGAUCCGACUCGGUUCUCGUACAGGAUCUACGACAAUAGUUCCAUGGACCUGGGUAGCUUUGACUUUCCGUUACAACUGUCGGUGCUGCGGCAGAGAACCGAGCCACUCAUCUCUUUUGGCUCGCUCUUUGGCUCCUUCCGACUUGCAAUCGAGCCCAACUCGGAGCUUUGGUGGUUACGCGAGUAUCUGACCGCCGAACUCGGCAUUUCUCAUUCGGUCAUCAUGCAAGAUAGUCUUUCGAUAGCCUCCCACCUGGGUGGACCAGGCAACUAUAUCAGUAUUCACAUUCGUCAGGGAGACGGUUCUUUCCGCAAGGCCCUAAAGUCGACCAUCGUCCAUGUCCAGGCCCACCUCGAGAAGAUCAAAGGAAGAGCCGACCCCGAUGCUGUCGAAGCCAUGCGCCAACUCUCAGUCCCUGACCGCCUCAAGGCAUGUGUCGUCGUCAACCAUACCGUCACAGACCCCCACUUGCGAGUCAUCUUUAUGGCUACCGAUGCUCACAACUCGCGCGAAUCGAUGGCCGACUUCCAUUAUGCCUUCCCCUGUAUGUUCACACUCAACGACUUUUCGAAUGUGAUCAGCAAUCUUAUCGAGACCGAUCACAGUAUCUUCCUUCCCCUGGUAGACGCCGAGGUUGCCAGUCACUCGUCACGAUUUGUCGGUACUCCCAAGAGCACAUUUUCCAAAUACAUCAAGUACCGUCAGCGCAGGUGGCUCAAGUACUAUCCCAAGGCCCCCAAGUCAUGA
Phycomyces blakesleeanus NRRL 1555(-) is the source of this 1329-nucleotide messenger RNA. RefSeq lists its product as hypothetical. The transcript has a single exon. Bases 1 to 1329 code for a protein of 442 amino acids. Lineage: Eukaryota; Fungi; Mucoromycota; Mucoromycetes; Mucorales; Phycomycetaceae. The record is from RefSeq and is a predicted model, not a curated record.